AUUCAAUCGGGCUCGGUGUGCAUGAAAUUCACAAAAGCUAACAAAAAUACAAACUCAUCAUGCCGAGAGACGUUGGUGCUUAUUUAUCAGAACAACAGAGGAAAACAUCGGGAGAAGUAGCAUCAGAAUGGGGCCAAAUCGAAGAACUUUACAACAAAAAAUUAUGGCAUCAACUCACAUUGAAGCUUCUCAAUUUUGUGAAGAAUCCCAUAUUUUCAAAGGGAGAUGGUCUCAUCAAGAUGUAUGAAAACUUCAUUGCAGAUUUUGAACACAGAAUCAACCUGCUAGCUUUGGCUGAAUUAACUGUAUAUAUAGUCAAACAGAUGACAGAUGCUGAUGCAGCUGUGUCAUUUAUUGAGAAAAUAAAAGUAAAAGCCAGCGAGGAAGCCAAGAUACUGUGUCUACAUGUAACAACAAUGGGAACAAUAGAACUGAGAACACGUGACUUACCUGCAAAAGAGUUAAUAGUGAACUUCACGUUUAUGAUUAAGACUGAUUAA
Molecule: messenger RNA, 500 nt
Organism: Saccostrea cuccullata (small rock oyster)
Lineage: Eukaryota; Metazoa; Mollusca; Bivalvia; Ostreida; Ostreidae
Product: 26S proteasome non-ATPase regulatory subunit 13-like
Exons: 6
Coding region: 60-500 (146 amino acids)
Biological process (GO): ubiquitin-dependent protein catabolic process
Cellular component (GO): proteasome regulatory particle, lid subcomplex; cytosol; nucleus
Molecular function (GO): structural molecule activity
Source: RefSeq, a predicted model, not a curated record